CCCUGGGUUCGGUCCCCAGCUCCGGAAAAAAAAAAAAGAGUGUGACUUCAGGUCACCUGCCCUCCAUACCUAGGAAUUCCGUGCGCUCUGGAGGUCACCUCACCAAGAUCUAGGUGGUAACGAUGUUCAGGAACGCUAGGGUGAUGUAGGAAAUACCUUUGAAGGAAAUACUUAAAUGAGAUGCGCUCCCUUUACCUCUGCCACACCUCCUGGUGUGGUGUCCCCAGUGUGGAAUAGGACUCAGGCUCCGCGCCUGCCAGGCAAGCCUUCUGCCAACUGAGCCACAUCCCCAGCCCCAAGAUGGCCUUUUCCUAAUGGGAUGUAGGAGCUCGCUGUCCUGAGGACCGAGGCUAGCAAAUCAGCAGCUUCCCUUCUUCAUUUAAAAAACGGUUCGUUUAAAGAAGGGUCUGUCUAUAAGCCUGCGCGCCCAGUCAACCCUGCGUAGCGACCGUCCUCCCCUCGGGGAUACCCACUGCCGGCCCUCAGGGCCCCGGGCGCAGCCCCUUUUGGCACCGGGACUCCCAGGUGCCCGGCGCGAAGGCGGAGCCGGACUGCAGCCGCCUGGGUGGCGCCACCGAGACCCCCGGGAGUUCCCGGGUCCCAGCGCUCCCGCUGUGACUCCCGCAGCAUCCCCGGCCGCGACACCAGCAUCCCCCGGACCUCUCCGGCCGCGCGCAACCCGCGGACGUCACCACCAUGAGCGCGGGGCCGCAAUGGCCGGCGCCCCGCAGCCUGCCUGCGCUCUGCGCCGCGCUGCUCCUGCUGGCUCUGCAGCCGCCUCCUGUGCGAGCCGAGGGGAAGCUCUUCGUGCUGGACUCUCAGAAUGGCUCUCAGGGUCUGGACCUGGAGACGGCUCGACAGUCCUGCAAGAGCAGGGGUGCCCACCUGGUGUCUGCUGGAGAGCUGAAGAGGGUGGUUCAGGACUGUGCCUCCGCGGUGUGCACGACAGGCUGGCUGGCUGAUGGUACCCUCGGGACAACGGUGUGCAGCAAAGGGAGCGGUGAACAGCCAGUCUUGAGGGCUAUAGACGUGACAAUUGACAGCCACCCAGUUCCCGGUGCCAAGUACAAUGCUCUUUGUAUUAAGGACGAAGAUGAGGCCGAGGCCCAUAUUGACUAUGAAGAAAAUUUCCCUGACGACAGAUCCGUGUCAUUCAGGGAACUCAUGGAAGACUCCCGGGCAGAGGGAGAAAAGGAAAAGGCUCAGGAAGACGCCUCUGAUGAGACACCAAAACAAGAUCGUCUGGUCUUCACUUCUGUCUCUAAAGAAAAUAUAGCCCAGGAAAAAGCCUUUGUGCCAACCACAGGUUUGCCAGGCGCUGGGAGCAGCUUUCACACAGACUGGCCAAGAUCCCGCCUACACCGGAAGUACUCACUCUGGUUUCCGGCUGAGACUUUCCACAAGUCAGAGCUGGAAAAGGAUGUGGACGAUGAGACCAAAGAGCCACUUCCUGCCAGAGACACUCACAGUGAUGAGAAACCGGCCCCAGAGGAGUCUGAAACGAGGCUGGUCUAUGCCACCACUUACAGCCCCUCAGAGCCAUUUGCGGAUAGGAAUGACAGCAAGGCGGAGGACAUAGGCGUGAGCAGCAGCGAUGAUUCCUGGUUAGACGGCUACCCUGUGACAGACGGGGCUUGGAGGAAGGUAGAAGCUGGGCAGGAGGAUGACGAGGAUAAGGGGGAUGGGUCAGUGGGACCAGAUGACAGUGUCCUCAUGUCUCCUGAUCAGCCUAUCAAGAAUGUCACGGUCAUAUCAAGCGAAUCCGUGAUAUACAGUUCAAUCAGUCCCUCUCAAAUGCUGGACGUAGAAGCUCUCGUUCCGGGACCCAUCAAUGUGUCUGAGACUGAGCGUCCCCAUACCGGGGAUGCUGAUUUGACCAAUUAUCAAUCAACUAUACCCCGAAGAGUCACCACACAGCAGUCACCCAUGGCCACCUCACCCUCUGAACUGACCACCUCCACCACCCAAGAAACAGUACUAACAACCCUUCAGCCAACACAUAAACACAGCCCCUCCAGUAAUGUGGAGGCCACCCAGCCUCCAGCGGAGGUCACAGCUCCCGAGGUUCAGGAUAACUUCCCAUACCUGCUGUCAGAGGACUUCUUGGGACAGGAGGGCCCUGGGCCUGGUGCAAGCGAGGAGAGGCUUCUUCCAACCUUGGCACCGUGUGUGGGGGAUGAAUGUCCCAGCUUCAGGAAAGGCCCGGUGAUCGCCACGAUCGUCACCGUCCUGUGUCUACUGUUUCUCCUCGCAGUCUCGGGAGCCGUGUGGGGCUACCGCAGGUGUCAGCACAAGAGCUCUGUAUACAAGCUGAACGUUGGACAGCGGCAGGCUAGACACUACCACCAGCAGAUUGAGAUGGAAAAGGUCUAGCCUCUGCCAGCAGGGGCUCUCACAAAGCCACUUGGAGGAAGAUUAACUGUGACUGGUCACACUGAUAAUUCUUGGGGUCUGAGGUUGGAAAGGCUUCAUUCUCUAGAGUUCAAGUCUUUCUUCUACAUGCUGAGAAGUGUCUAGGGAGGUGCCUAAAGGGCAGAAAGGGGUUGGUGACGUCAUCACAUAUGUCAAGGUCUCCUCAACCAGUUGUCCUGGAAUUCACUGCCCAAAUCCCAGACCUCUGCUUUGGCCCUAUUCCAAUACGAGGUUGGGGUGUUGCUGUCUUAAAGUCACCAUUUGUUUCGUCUGUAGAGAAUCACAAACUCCAUGCCCUGAAAUAUUUGAAAUCAUUUUGAUAAGCUGAGUGUUUGAGAGUCAUGUUAGGAAACAAAUGUCCAAUUGUGGAGUGGGGUGGGGAGCAUAAUGGUCGUUCCCUUUUAGGUGUUGCUAAGGACAAAUGAGUCAGGAGCCGGAACAUAUUUUACAAACUUUGGAGUUUCUUUUUUUCUUUUCUUUUCUUUUCUUUUCUUUCUUUCUUUUUGCUUGUGGAAAAUGGAGAGAAUUUAAGACUGAUAUGUUACUUUGGGGAAUGGUGAGGGAACAGGCACACGCCCACCUCUAAUCCAGCCCACAGUUUUGAGACAGCCCAUUGUUUUCACUUAAGAACAAGGUAAUCUCUGUGCCAGUAAGGACAGCGAGAGGGGUCCAUGCCUGGCCCGUGCACACGAAUGCCACGGGAUUGCUACCAGGGCUGGCGGCAGAAACCCAAUUCUCGGUUUCUUCUCUCAGGGUUAAGUGUUUCUCUGAAGCCCAGUAAGAAGAAAUGAUUUGGAAGCGAGGACAUGUUUGAAGAAGCCCAAAGACUGCUUUAUCAAAUGUGGGCACUGUUUGAUGGUGGAAGAGAAAAAGCAAACAUGAAUUCCCUGGGCUGAUCCAUCCCAGCCGUGGCUUACCCCAGUGACCACCAAGUGGUAGCCAACGGACGGUGCUUCUAGAAAGAUGGUCCUCCGACCAGGGCUGCACCGGGAAUGCGUUGGAGAUGCAGCUGGGCUAGCUCUGAGCUGUCUUCAGGUAGCUCUGAUGUGCUGUGUUGAUGGCAAGAACCGCCGACUUCUGUCAUCUGUGGUGAUCUCGGAACCCAGGAAGGCCUGGAGACAGGGAGGUGAGAACUGCCUGUGCCCUGUCCUGUCUCACUUGGCCUCGGCAUCUCACAGCAGCAUGGAAAGUGUCACCUCUGGCUGUCUCCAGGGUGUUGACUCAGAAGUAAGCACACCAUGGUUUUCUUUCUGUAUUACGUCCUUGAAGGUGUGAAAGUGACGGAGGCCGUGCAUUUUUUUUUCCCCUGAGGCUCCACGGCCCUGUCUGGUUUUGUAUGGCACCAGAGAUCCUGAUCCGUGUUUUUGUUGGUGGUAGUUUCGCAGGUGAAACGUAGGUGGACAGGGAGUGCGGCUCGGUGGCAGAGAGCCUGCCUGGCAGAUGUCAGGUCCUGGGUUCAAUCUCUGGGUAUGAUGUAAACCCCAACCCUAAAACAAAAAGUUGGUGAUGGUCUUUUACCAAAGGAAGAAAAAAGAUCUCAUGAUGUAUUUUCUGCGCUGUCACCUGCUUGAGUCACGCUUUGGAAAACAACAGGUUCGAGAGCUACAGAACAGUAUAUAGCACAAUAUAAAAUCCUAGGGACCAUAACUGGGUCGCACGAAGGCCUGAGGGGGACCAGAGAGGACAUGUCUGCUUCGGAGGGGACAGAGAGAGGGAAUAAGACACUUCCUGUAUGUAGCCAAAGAAAAACUGGACAGAGCAAAUCCAGAGUGUACAUUUUUAAAUCAGAUUCGAAUCUCUUGUGAGAUAGCAUUUCUAUUUUUAUGAUUUAGUGAUGUAAAAUAACCUUCGUCUCCACACGGGGAUGGUGUAAGUAACUAACCUGGAACACUGAAUUUAUGCCAACAUGUAAGUAGAGGGUAUAAAUACAAAUGUCUUAAGUUUAUUAUAAAUUAUUAACACGCGUCAAUGCGCCCUUUCGUAGACAUGGACUGUAAAGUCAGCUCAGCGCACCAGCUCAUACAUUUUACCAAUUUGCUGUCAUCUAAAUUAAUAUGAAAACACAAGGCUGCUCGUCGGAGGGCGUGGGCGGCGAACUCACCAGGAACCUAGGCUGUCACCGCAGACGCUUUGAGGACGGUAAUGCUUACGAAAAUGGAGAGGGGGGGAGGGUUUCACUAACACAAAGCUUCUGACAUAUCUAAAUAAAGUUCUUCCCCCCCAA
Rattus norvegicus (Norway rat) is the source of this 4636-nucleotide messenger RNA. It is a transcript of the gene Susd5, whose product is annotated as sushi domain containing 5. Gene Ontology annotation, biological process: cell adhesion. Gene Ontology annotation, molecular function: hyaluronic acid binding. The record is from RefSeq and is a predicted model, not a curated record. NCBI's taxonomy places the organism in Eukaryota, Metazoa, Chordata, Mammalia, Rodentia, Muridae.